Molecule: messenger RNA, 690 nt
Organism: Camelina sativa (false flax)
Lineage: Eukaryota; Viridiplantae; Streptophyta; Magnoliopsida; Brassicales; Brassicaceae
Source: RefSeq, a predicted model, not a curated record
UUGUUUCAUCAUCAGUUCAUCAAUACAAGCUUAUAGCUCUCCACAUACAAUUUGUGAUCAGACAACUAAUCAAUCGAAAGAUGGAAGGAAAAACAUUGAUUCUAAGUGUACUCGUAAUGAGUCUGUUCAUGGCACAAAUUCAAGUUGACGCAAAGAGCUGUUGUCCCACCACCACUGCUAGAAAUAUCUAUAAUACUUGCCGCCUUGCAGGAGGUUCCAGAGACAGAUGUGCUAGCCUCAGUGGCUGCAAAAUCGUUAAUGGGAAAUGUCCUAAUGGAUAUACUAAGGACAUUCUUGAGAACACAGGUGAUGCUGUGAAUGAAUACUGCAACGUUGGGUGUGUAUCUUCUAUCUGCGGUGCCCUAACCACUCUCAGUAACUCCGAUGCUAGUGAAAUCGUGAAUGGAGCUGUUGAAAAAUGUGUCCUGGCAUGUUCUACAAUCUGCACCAAGGGCUCAAUGAUUGCAGUUGAAACUGCCUAAACAACCAUAUCCAUGAAGAUAUCACAUACAUCUUCAGGUGAAGGGGGUGGUCAUAUUUCACAGUGUUGUUUUUCAUGUUUUCAAUAAUUGUCGUGUGUGACAAAAAUGUAGAAGGUUGUCGAUCUGUAGAUUGUGUAUGCCUUCUAUUUUCUAUCUUUAAAAUAAAUAAUAACAUGUGUUUAAAAUUUUAAAUAGAUAACUUAAUUAA